AUGAGUUCAAUUGUAUUAGGUUCCACUGGGUUAGUAGGUGGUCAAAUUGUUAAAGUUGCUAAACAAUCAACAACACUUGAGAAAUUAAUCACAAUCACCAGACGUCCUUUGCCUUCCGAAGAAACUGAAGAUUCUUCAUCCGCCACAUCCAAGGUUAUUUCAAUAGUUGAAUCCGAUAGUUCCAAAUGGCCCAAUUUAAUUACGGAACAAACCAAAACUGGUCCAAUUGAUGUAUUCAUCACUGCAUUGGGUACAACUCGGGCCAAAGCUGGUUCUGCAGAGAAAUUUAAGGAAAUUGAUUAUGGAAUUAAUUAUGACAAUGCAAAGUCAGCUAAAGAAAAUGGAGUCAAGACUUUAAUUUUAGUUAGUUCUGGGGGAGCCAAUCCUGAUUCGAGAUUCUUAUAUUUCCAAACAAAAGGGCAAUUAGAGAAGGAUAUUGAAGCUCUCGAAUUUGAUAGAACUGUCAUUUUAAGACCAGGGGUAUUAUUGGGGGAAAGAGAAAACUAUCAUGGAUUUGGAACUAGUGCUGCUACCUUCGUGGGAAGAUUGAUCAAGGGAACAUUCAUGGCAUCAUUGAUGAGACCUAUUGAAGGACAUGAAGUGGCUACUGUUGCAAUUGAUUUUGCAGAGAAAGCAAUUAAAGGUGAAUUGAAGGAUAAGGUUACAAUUAUUGAACCAGCUGAUUUGGUUAAACUUGCCAAUACCUUACUGGGAAAGUAA
This is a messenger RNA of Hemisphaericaspora subhashii, 720 nucleotides long. RefSeq lists its product as uncharacterized. The transcript has a single exon. Gene Ontology annotation, biological process: import into nucleus. Bases 1 to 720 code for a protein of 239 amino acids. The record is from RefSeq and is a predicted model, not a curated record. Gene Ontology annotation, cellular component: cytoplasm. NCBI's taxonomy places the organism in Eukaryota, Fungi, Ascomycota, Pichiomycetes, Serinales, Debaryomycetaceae.